Mytilus trossulus (common blue mussel) is the source of this 688-nucleotide messenger RNA. RefSeq lists its product as uncharacterized. The coding region runs from base 81 to 656 and encodes 191 amino acids. The transcript has 2 exons. The record is from RefSeq and is a predicted model, not a curated record. NCBI's taxonomy places the organism in Eukaryota, Metazoa, Mollusca, Bivalvia, Mytilida, Mytilidae.
UCUAAAGUCAAUGAACAACACAAAGUCCAGUAUUGUAAUUUUGAAAUGUAGAUAAAAUAUAUCUACACUCAACAAUAAACAUGAAUACUUUAAAAGUCAUCUUGUCGAUCUUUUUUUCAGGGAUCAUUACACUAACUGCUUCUUCGUCAAAUGGUCCAACUUUAGCUGACAUUGAUGAAUCAAAUGACACUACCACUCAGUCCGCUCAAGCUACAACACAUGGAAUACCAGUGUCAUCCCAUGCCACAUCUUCCGAUUCAUCAGCAGGUACCACACAUGGAAACACAACCAAUAAACCUUACAUAACUGAUACGACGGAAAAUCCGGAUUACUCGUCUGCUUCAACAGCCGUUAGUACAUCAGGUGCUCCAAAAACAUCAAAUCCGUCGGCUGUUCCAGAAACGUCAAAUCCGACAACUGUCCCAGAUAAAACAACAAUUACUGUACCAUCUACAUCGGGUAAUCCAACAACACGUGUUCCAUCGUCGGGCGAUGGUUCUGGAUUUAGUGGUUUAUCCUUUGGAAUCGGUAUUCUGGGAGGUGUUAUAGCAGUAUGUGUGUCAAUACUUCUUGUUUUUCUUUAUCGACGUCGGUUUCCAUAUGAAACUUUAUCAAAUUUUGACUCAACAUCUUCAAUAAACUUUUUGAAAGACUGAGUUGUAACAUAGAUCUGAGAUGUUAUAUUAGA